CAAGGAUGAAAGAGCAGAAAUGGCCUAUUGCACUAAGCCUGUGUACAGUGGGAGGGAGAAAGUCCUUCUGCAAUGUAACUUCAAUGGCUAGCAGAGUGUUACAGUACUGUGCAGAAUUGUCUUCUUCUCUUGAAUCAGGUGUAAAUUGUGCAGGGCAUUAUUCUGAGUCACUGAUUCAUUUGACAGGUUCUUGCACCAAAGGAAUACUGGGCAGUGCUGUUUCUUCAUCCUUAGAGAGCAUCAAACAUCACAUUUCAAUUUGGUCUUAUCUGGAUGUUCAGACCGUCAAUAGUAUCAUAGUUCACGUUGGUCCCAGUUUAGCCUGCUGUAUGUUUCUACUCAUCAAACUUGAUGGAUAAGAAAACACGAAAGAAAUCAAGCUGGAGUGUGUAAGGAUGUGAUCUUUUC
Molecule: messenger RNA, 408 nt
Organism: Marchantia polymorpha subsp. ruderalis
Lineage: Eukaryota; Viridiplantae; Streptophyta; Marchantiopsida; Marchantiales; Marchantiaceae
Source: the annotation of a GenBank genome assembly